Molecule: messenger RNA, 243 nt
Organism: Gongylonema pulchrum
Lineage: Eukaryota; Metazoa; Nematoda; Chromadorea; Rhabditida; Gongylonematidae
Source: the annotation of a GenBank genome assembly
AUGGAUCAACGAGAUAAAGAGGAGGCGUUGAUGGGGGAAGAAGAUAGCAGCGAAGCAAUGCUGUUUGCCAGGUUGUUCCGCGGAGAUUCGGGAGUACGGUUCAAUUUUGAUGAAGCACGCGUGUUUUUGCGUGAUCCACACAUCGCACUGAUCGCCUCGGAUUUAACGGUCGACGAAAAUUUGGACAACAUUGAAAGACUACUGGACAGAAUACGCAGAAUAAACAGUAUGUCUGUGUUUUAA